Messenger RNA from Phaedon cochleariae (mustard beetle), 1948 nucleotides. The record is from the annotation of a GenBank genome assembly. Lineage: Eukaryota; Metazoa; Arthropoda; Insecta; Coleoptera; Chrysomelidae.
UCUGACUCCUGCCGGAACAGUAGACACAAGCAUAUUCCAUGUAUUUUUAUUUAUGUUGUUAAUGUAUGAGAAACACCAUAAAAACAAUAAAACUCUAAUUCUCUAAUGUUGAUAAUCAUGCUGUGACUCACCAUGUUCUCACAAUCAAUACCAAUUUGAAAUUUACAGAGAAUUAUUCAUCAAAAACAGAAACUAGGUAUGGCGGAAGAACACAGUAGCGAAGAUUCUGAUUUAGAAAAUCACAUUGAACUAGCUGGCAUAUUGAGCAAGUGGACGAAUUAUAUCCAUGGAUGGCAAGACAGGUAUAUAGUUUUGCAAAACGGUACACUUUCGUACUAUAAAAGUGAACAGGAGCGAGGAUAUGGCUGCAGAGGGGCAUUAUCCUUGGCCAAAGCAGUUAUCAAACCUCAUGAAUUUGAUGAAUGCCGAUUUGAUGUCUCAGUAAAUGAUUGUGUUUGGUACCUUCGAGCUGAUUCAAUUGAAAGCAAGCAGAGCUGGGUAGAGGCCUUAGAAUCAUAUAGGGUAGAAUCUGGUUAUGGAACAGGCUCUGAAAAUAGCCUGAAGAGACAUGGUUCUACUGUUAGUUUGCAGUCUAAUAGUUACAGUACAGCUUCUGGUAGUAGCUUUAAAAAAUCUUCCAGAAAUAUCAAAGAAAAACUGGCAGAGAUUGAGACAUUCAAAGAUAUACUAGUGAGACAGAUUGAUACCUUGCAAACCUACUUUGAUUAUUGUGUUGAGAAUAAUGCUGGGAGUCAGUUGCCAGAUUCAGAUAACUUGCCAGCGGUCGACUUCAAAGGCGAGGCGAUCACCUUCAAAACGACCACGGCGGCCGUGAUAAACACCCUCGAGCACUGCGCCGAGCUGGUCAACCAAAGAGAGGAGUCGUGGAGGAAUCGCCUCGAUAGGGAGUCGGACAGGCGCAAGCGGGCCGAAACUUUGGCGCAUUCGUAUUUCGCGCAGAUACAGAAGAUCAGGAACGUGCAUCCUGGGCCGGAUCUUGAGGAGGGACCGCACAGCGUCCUGGCGGACGACGAAUUCUACGAUGCCGUAGAAUCGGGGCUGGACAAAAUGGAGGAGGAGCAGGAAUUGAGGGAACGGUUGAAGAGCGGUCAGGUGAUGCCUGUCACACCACCUCCUACUUCGCCGGCAUGCCAACAUCGUCUUUGGCCGGAAAUCGACAAAGUGGUGCAACAGCAGGUGGCCAUGGCCAGGAUGGGGAUCGGCGAGUGCGGCUCGGGGUGGCAGCUGUUCGCCGAAGAUGGCGAAAUGAAGAUGUACAGGCGGGAGGAGGAGCUGGACGGCAUGGUGGUGGACCCGCUGAAGGCCGUCCACGUGGUCAAGGGCAUCACUGGCCACGAGGUGUGCCACUACUUCUUCACCCCUCAGUACAGAUACGACUGGGAAACAACACUGGAACAAAUGAACGUGCUGGAAACAAUAUCCGACGACACGCUGAUGUUCAUGCAGACCCACAAACGAAUAUGGCCGGCCAGUCAGCGGGACGUGGUGUUCUGGUCGCACAUCAGGAAACUUCCCAACGAGAAAGACAGGGACGGACCAGACAUUUGGACAGUGGUGAAUAAUUCUACGGAACAUCCGGAUUAUCCUGCAAACAAUGGUAAAUGCGUUAGGAUAUUUCUGAAGGUUUGCCUGAUGUGCCAGACUAGAGUGGACCCUCCAAAAGAUGGCACACCAUUGUCUAGGGAAAAUGUAUCAUGUAAAAUAACCUAUUGUUCUGUUGUAAAUCCUGGUGGAUGGGCUCCUGCUUCUGUCUUGAGAGCAGUGUACAAAAGAGAGUAUCCAAAAUUUUUGAAGCGCUUUACUGCUUAUAUCAUAAAUCAAACCAAAAAUAAACCCAUUAUGUUUUAGCUCCUAGGUCAGAAUAUUUUCAUUGUUUUACAAUGUUAUUUUUAAUUAUUUAUACAUUAAAAGAUAUUUUAUGUUUGUA